CACCGCUUCAGACCAAACUCUAUAUGAGAGAAAGAAAAAUCAAUAAUUAAUCCGAAUCUAAGAAGGGGAGAAAUGCCCAAGGAGAGACCAGUGCCAAGCAACAUGACAAGAGUGUCACCAUACCCGCUUCGCUCUUCAAGGACUCAAAGAGAGAUCCAACCUGAGUCGCCUAUCCAGACUCAAGGCCCAGGCGAGUGGGAGGACAUCAAGUGUGUAAUCUGCAUGGAACCUCCACACAAUGCCGUCCUCUUGAAGUGCUCUUCUUUCUCCAAGGGGUGCUGUACUUACAUGUGCGACACCAGUGGUCGUCACUCCAAUUGUUUCAAGCAGUACUGCAGAAAAAACAGGAGCCGCUCAACCAAGGCCAUACGCUGUCCUAACUGCAGAGGAGAGGUUAAAGAGACGAUCAAGGUGUCGGCUGCAAGGAGAUAUUUGAAUGCUAAACCGAGGUGCUGCGCUUUUGACGGCUGCACCUUCUCGGGGACUUACACUCAGAUAGAGAAGCACUUGAAAGCUGAUCAUCCCCGUUACAGCAGACCCUUGGUCGACCCAGUGAGAGAGCGGGCGUGGGAUGAGAUGCAGAGAGCUGCUGAGUACACUGAAAUCAUGACUGCAGCGGGUCUUCCGCAUAAUACCCCCGUGCAUCAUCAGCUUCCUCGUCAUCCGGUGAUUCAGAUCAGCGUGAAUGGAGUAGUGCGGAACUAUUUCUUUGCUGCUUUGACUCACAUGCCAACAAGAGUGGAUACUCAAGCGAUGGGCAUAGUUCCCAGUUGGACUCCCUCCUGA
Brassica oleracea var. oleracea is the source of this 786-nucleotide messenger RNA. RefSeq lists its product as uncharacterized. The transcript has 2 exons. NCBI's taxonomy places the organism in Eukaryota, Viridiplantae, Streptophyta, Magnoliopsida, Brassicales, Brassicaceae. The record is from RefSeq and is a predicted model, not a curated record. The coding region runs from base 73 to 786 and encodes 237 amino acids.